GGUGGGCGAACGCCCGGCCCGCCAGGCGUGUGUCCUUCCCCGCAGGCAUCCUCCAUCCCCCGGUGCGCAUCCCUCCAUCCCCGGGAGCGCAUCCCUCCAUCCCGCGGGAGCGCAUCCCUCCAUCCCCGGGAGUGCAUCCCUCCAUCCCCCGGGAGCACAUCCCUCCAUCCCCGGGUGCACAUCCCUCCAUCCCGGCCUCCCUCCGUGGGCGCAUCCUUCCCUGCAGACCUUCCCCCGUACGAGUGGCACCGCCAGGGUCGCGCCCCCCCUGUUUUGCACCGCGCCCGCCGGCAAACAAGCCCAUCCGUGUCUGCCGUUAAUAUAAGCCAGGAUAAAGGGGUGUAGGAAGGAGGAGGGGGGUGCUAACCCAGUUUUACAGAUGGCAAAUGGGGAGAUGAAGGUGCCUGCCGCCUAGGGAAUUCGUGCCAGAGGUGGAAAAGAAAGGCACAGCUCUCAAAUUUCAGUGCAAAGCAGUUUUCCAGCUAUGGAACUCUAUUCCCUGUAGUGCUAAUGUAAGCUAUUGCUUGCUGCAGGGAUGUGUCAGGACUGAGAAAGAGGGAACUGGAGCGAUGCUGUGGGCAAUACACUACACCUUUGCGGGUUCCCACUUUGAAUGUGUUGGUUGCACUUACUUUGACGGAUCCCCCAUUUCUACAGGGAUCCUGGGCUCAACAGUCAGUGGGGUUGAGGAAUACCCUGCUCUAGAAAUACUGUUCAGCAAAAAGGGGAUUGUUGCUGGUUGUGGAGCUGCGGAGCAUCUGUGCCACAUAGUGGAGCAACUCUGAUUUUGUCAGGCAGAGGACAGUAGUAGCAAAUGCGCCAUUAGCCACUGUGUUACAACUUCAGUGCUUUUCAGCAAUUUCUUGUUUAACCUCUGCAGGCUCCGCUCUAUUUGCUUUGCUUUAAUAAAGAAGGACAUGGCACUCGCCAAAGGACUUCCAGGAUGGCCCAGGACAAGGAUACAGAGCAACAGAAGGACCCAAGAAAGGUCUAGGGAGCCCUCAGGAUAAAGCUGAAGAGCUGCAGAUGGGUUGUGGUUUCCUAUUGUACAGGCCAAGAUUUUGAAUUGUGCUCAUCCCUGUGAUGAUAAAUGCACACAGCAAUGAUGCAUCUGCAGUGAGUGGGCAAACUCCACCAAUAAACCAUAUUGACUAAUGUGAUCUCGUUCAUUCAUCAUCAUCUUAGUCUGCAGGGGACGGUUAUAAAGCUUGGUAAUUAGUUAUGUGAAAAAUCCUCAGGCCAGGGAGCAGCUCUCUGGUGUCUGAAGAGCCCAGCUCCCUGGCUGAUGGGGCUAACCAUUAAUACUAGCUGCAGCACCAGAGCUGUCAAGCCACGGCUGUGUUCCCUCUUCGUGGAAAACCUUAAGCUGAUUGCACUUGGUCUUGCCUGGUGGUGCUGCGCCGAGGAGCUUGUAGAUGGAAGAGAUUGGCUGUUUGCUUCUGCCCUGCUCUGGGAGUGGAGUGCAGUGGGGAGCACAGGAGGGGUCAAGGUUGGGAGCUGGACCCUUCCUCACUUUGUUAGCUGCACACCCGUGCUUUUGGAGCACAAAGGAGGUGUGUGAAUCAACCCGUCGUCCCUGAAUCAUUACUUUAAUCAUAUUAACUUGACAACCAUUGUAUGCCAGCUUGUGUCAACAGCAGACCAAGGUGCUCCUGAUCAACCAGAUAUUUCGGGAAUUUUUAAAAAAAGAAACUUUGGUGGUUAAAAGAUGUGCCAUGGAAUGGUAGCACCAAAGAGCAACACAGGAUCGUCUCUUGCCUUGACUAGCCAUGGGUUAUUUCUUCUGCUAGUUACCUUUGGUACCUUUAUCUUGGAAACACAGGCCACAGGUUGGCUCAGCAAAUCCAAAGGACCUGCAUAUUGUCCCCAGCCACCACAGCCUGAGAAUGGAGGCUAUAAAUGCCACCCCAGCCCCUGCAACAACCCUCUGACUUCAGGCAGUGUCAUAGAGUAUCUGUGCGUCGAAGGUUACAUGCUGAAAGGAGAUUAUAAAUACCUGACCUGCAAGAAUGGAGAGUGGAACCCAGCCAUGGAAGUCAGCUGUAGGCUCAGCCCGGAAAAGGACUCUCCUCCAGCAAUUGGAGUACCCACGCUGUCCAUAGUAGCCUCCACAGCAAGCUCCGUCGCCCUGAUUCUGCUCUUAGUUGUGCUGUUUGUUUUGCUGCAGCCAAAGCUGAAGUCAUUCCAUCAUAGCAGGCGAGACCAAGGUGUGUCUGGAGAUCAGGUCUCCAUCAUGGUGGAUGGUGUCCAAGUGGCCUUGCCAUCCUACGAAGAAGCGGUGUAUGGCAGCACAGGGAACUGCAUUCCACCCUCGGACUCCCGAGUGCAGAUUGUGCUCUCGGAGGGAGCUGGGCAGAACGGAGCCAGAGAGAUGCAGCAGCAGGACCAAGGGGCUCGCAGUAGCCUUGAAAGAGAAGAUGAAGCCCCUGGACAUUCUGGACUGUGUGAAGCCAGUGGCUCUCAGCGCUCUGAAACUGUUCUUGUGCAUCAGGCUGCUACCUCUUCCUGGGUAGCUGGCAUGGCUAGCAGUAGAGCUGUACACAAAGAGGUCCAAGAUUCAGAAAGCAGUGACAUACAGAGCCUUUUAUCACUCACUUCCUCCGAGGAAUACACAGAUGAUAUUCCUUUAUUGAAGGAAGCAUGAGGCCUGGUGUGUUUGUCUAGCCUUCUCCCUCUUGGAUUUCUUCCUCCUGCCCUCCCCCUGCCUUCAGGACAGAAGCACUCUGUGCCGCCUUCCCCGUCCUCGCGAGCUGUGCCCUGGAUGAUACCUCCAAGCAGAGACACCCUCAGCUGAAGAUCCAAAGGAUGUCGCCAGGUUGCCUCCUGGAUGCACCAGUGGGGUUGGUGCAGCGCUGGCUCCCCCAUUCCAUCUGCAUCAGGGGCUCAAGGAACAGAGUGGGUUUGAGCUCUCCUCUCCUCCUCCCCAGCCAGAUGUUCGACAGCAGCCUCUGAAGAGCUGCUCUUUUCUCGUGCCUUUCUCCUCCUCACACCGGCUUGUUGCAGCUUAUCAGCCUCUCUAGCCCUUCAGCUGCCCAGAGAGCCGGGGCUGAAACCGCUUGCUCACUGGGUGCAGACACACUUUAUAUAUACGUAUAUAUGUUAUAUAGGCUCUUCUUCCAGCAUCCUCUUUGUGAAAAUAGGGCAGGACAAAAACGCCUCACUGGGACUGAAGCUGGGCUUGGGAGGGAUCCCAGUUAAGGGGCAGCUUGUGAUGUCUAGAAGCGCCUCAGAUGAGAUGGGCUGUGUGACAACCUAGCUGUGCCAUGACAGCUCAUUGAGAAUUGCUAGAGCGCUGAAGGCUGAGAAGUCCAACGUGUAGGAAUGCCCUCUGACCCCCUCUCCCAAAAACCAUCUCUGCAGGAGUCCCUUCCUCACAAUCGCUUUUGUCUCCUCCUUCCUUCUCUGCCCGCGCAGCCCACUUGGUCAUGCUGUGUUUCUGGAAGCUGGCACUGGGAUGUACUGCCAAUAAACCAACUCGUUCAGCUUUGGGCUGGUGCCAGAGCAGCUCCUGAUGUUGGGUUGUAGAAGAGCCUUGGAGAACGGGCUGUGGUUAGCAAGGUCCAGAAAGCUUGGAGGGUGUGACUUUCAGUUGCCUGGCCCUGUGUUAACCUGGGAGUGAGCCCUCCUCACUGAGAUGUCAGGACUGGAACCAAAUCUGUGGCCGUGCUCUGCUGAGUAAGCUGUAUGUCUCAAAGCUUUUUCAAGCAAGGUGGUUCUGCACUAAAGCUUAGGUUCCUUUUGGUCAGAUCUUCAGGCAGAGGUAACACUUUUCCAAUGUAAUCUGGAAGUGGUUCAGGUGUUUGAAAAUGUCAUGAGAAAAAAUGCCCAUAGGUAGUGAAUGCCUAGUGCCGUUGGUGCCAUCCCCAGUUACCUUUCCAGCCACACUGGGUACCUUGGUGCUUCAAUCCUGGGUAGUCACCAUUGCAGAGGCUGGUGUAUCUUCCAAGCUUCAUACAGCAAGAGUCUGCUCUUUUCUACUGUUGAGCCCACAGAGAAGGGCAUCUUCCUUGUCCAGCAUGUGUAAAGUCUCUCCUGAAUACCACACAGUUUACUGUUACUGUGAGGGAACUACAGGUGGCUACAUUGACAGCAGUGCCAGAAAACACCAUAGCUUAUCCCUCCACCUAAGUUUUGAAGAUUGUUUCAAGUUCUGGUUGCAGGAAAAAGAAAAUCCAAAAAUAUGUAUACCUCUGCCCCCCCCCAGUUAUCUAUAGCAGUCAGAGUAUCCUGGUUGCUAUUAACAGGACCCCUUUUUUGCAGGAAGCCACAUUCAUCUGGGGUAGGUGAUCCAGUCCCAACAGCAUUGUGGUGGUUGUAGGUUCUUCAGCGGGGAGGUCUGGACACCGUGGUCCCUGGGAUUGGUUUCAGCAAGAAGGGUUGGCUUCUUAGAUGCAUGUACCUUGUCAUAACUGUCUUGAAGUAACGAGGGGAGUGUUUGCCCUGUGAGAAGCUGCUAAAGUUUUGAGUUGACGGAGCGAAAUGACAUGGCCUUACACACCGUGUGGCAAUAUACAGGUAAAUAGGGAUGCUGUCUUUGCUGCUUUGCUUUUGAGUUUUGAUCCUCACCAUCCUCAUCCGUGUUGUUUCAGGAAUGUGCCGUCACAGCGCUUGAUAAAAGUGGCGCAGCACCUGUAUGUGUAAAAUCUCUGUGGCUUAUCCCCACUUCCAGGAACUGGAGCUAAGCCACAGGAUCCAGCCACGCACCCGCUGCUCCUGUUCCUGAGGAGCUGUUACAUCCCGGGACACCUGGGACAGCCUGUGCCUGGGGAUGAAAGAAUCCUAUUUUCCCUAUCCUUGUUUUAGAGGGACGUUAUUAAUUUAAAAAUACAGUUUUUUAAACUUCCUUCCCUGUUGCUCAUGUUACCUUGCAUUAACACAAGGAUUUGAUAAGUCUGAUUUGGGUGGGUUUUUUGUUCAGUUUGGGUGAUGAAGAUCCCAUGUGGUUUUACAGUGGGCUGGGGUGUCUCGCCUUCACGUACUGUGGAGGGCAAGUGCUGUUUACACAUCUGCUAUUGGAAUUUUUAAAAAUAAGCAUGGAAUGUUUGUAUUUAGCUUUUAACUCCUGUCUUGGAAAUAGUCUAAGCUUGAGCAAAUUGUCUCACUCACUGGUUCCAUCAGGGCAAGACGUGUAGGGGUAAGGGUGAAGGAGCUCGAGGGGAAGAAUAUGUGACUUCUCUCCUGCUGCCUGGCCACCUCCAGGCCAGAGGAGUUGCUCUUUAUGCUUUUAAGGUCCUGCCUGCUCAAACUGACCCUCAGCACUCGGGAUGUAGGUGCCAUCUGCCUGCAGGGGACAGUCCUUUAGCCCAGUGUUGGCACCAGGUUGGUGUGACAAUCCCAUGUGGAGCUGGAAGCUGCUCCCGAGGCCUGCCCUUGCCCUGGACAAGUGCCUGCUCUGCCAGCAGAAGGCACGUACUGCCUGGCCCGACCUCCUCUCCCCGCCAUUGUCCAGCAGCUGCCGGUUUGGGAAAGAAAAUUCAAUUUGGGUGGGGAAGAGGAGGAAGCCGCACAGGAGAGGGAGGGCUUUAAUUUUGUUUCAUUUAUAGAAAUUGUGGGAAAUGGCUUUGCUAAGGGUGGGGGGGGGGAAAUGUGGAGGUGGAGGGAAAUAUGCAGGCAUAGAUCUUGUGAUCAGGCAUAAACAGGCAGCUUCUGGUGGCUUCCUGAGGGCAAACCAGCAGCUCCCAGGCCAGUCUCUGCCGUGCUGGCUGGUGUAACCCUGGCUGAUGCCUCCAGCACCUGCAGGAGAGCCUGUUCCCCAGGGCAGCACUUGGGGAAACAGCUCCCAAGGACCCGUGACAACCAGUUUGGGGGCAUCACAUUCCUCUUGCCCAAAUCCUCAGCUUUAGGGUUUAUUUUCAUGUAAGAUGAGGUAGGGUGGCUGGGGAGGAACCUGGGAGAUGUCUGCUUGACAGGUUUUUUUUUUUUCUCCAAGGAGGAGAGAGGAGGGGAGCAAGGCCUCACUUCACUGGUGAUCAAGUGAUUGUUACUCAUUCCUGUGUGUUUUCAUUCUGCGGAGGCUGAAGGGCUGGGAAGUCUUCUGGGCAGAGAUAUAGGAAAAGCUGAAUUGCACAGCCCUGUCUUUAGUUACGGGAGCAAGGGCUGGGGCAUAAAGCCCCUCAGUCAUGAGCUCUGCUCCCUCAGGAGCGUUCCUUACCUCUGAGCAGAGUGUGUCCUCGUUGGCUGGUGCCACAGGUAGAUGCAGUCUGGACCUCAGUGCAGUGGGUGGGUGACACAGGGCUCGGAAUUACAAGAUGUAACACAGUAAAUGAUUUUUCUUUUUUUUCUUUUGUUUUUUUUUUUUCUUUUCUGAUGGACCCACAGCCCUCCUUACUGUUUUGCCCACCAAUAUCUGGCAAAAAAAUUCAAAGGGAGGCAUUUUUUCUUAUUAAACACUCCCGACAAUCAUCUCGUGUUCUGUCAUACAUGCCACAUCCUGUGAUAUUCAAAACCAUAUAAAUGAUUUCAUUACAUUGGAGACAUAGAAAUAGCACUUAUUUUAAAGGCUUCUGUUAUAUUUGGAGUCUGAUCGGUUAAAAAAUUAAAAGGGCAUUUCAAAAAUUCAAAGUAGUAUGUGCAAUAAA
Messenger RNA from Calidris pugnax (ruff), 6578 nucleotides. It is a transcript of the gene SUSD6, whose product is annotated as sushi domain containing 6. NCBI's taxonomy places the organism in Eukaryota, Metazoa, Chordata, Aves, Charadriiformes, Scolopacidae. The transcript has 9 exons. The coding region runs from base 1709 to 2644 and encodes 311 amino acids. The record is from RefSeq and is a predicted model, not a curated record.